This is a messenger RNA of Maniola jurtina (meadow brown), 4022 nucleotides long. RefSeq names its product chaoptin (gene conv). NCBI's taxonomy places the organism in Eukaryota, Metazoa, Arthropoda, Insecta, Lepidoptera, Nymphalidae. Bases 156 to 3539 code for a protein of 1127 amino acids. Gene Ontology annotation, cellular component: extracellular matrix. Gene Ontology annotation, molecular function: protein binding. The record is from RefSeq and is a predicted model, not a curated record. The transcript has 19 exons.
UUCCCUUCUGUGGAGUGGGCUGCGUUGCAGCUACAUAAAAAUAACAUUGCGUAUUUUAAUUCGCAAUUGUUAUGUUAUAAUUAGAAUCUUAUUAAAAACAGUUAGACUAGUCUCUCAGUUUGCUGUUUCAAUAAUCAUUAUAUGCAGAUCACAAGAUGGCAACACAUACAUUGGCAUUCUUCGUGCUGGCAACAUUCCUCCCACAUUUGAACACAGAGUACAUUCCACCGGGCCCUGCAUACCCGUGUCCGAAAGAGACGGACAAUGCGUUGUUGUUUCCCUGCGUGUGCGAGAAAGGGACAGACGCAGGGCUGUAUGUGCGCUGCUCGAACACAGGACUCGCGGUUAUGAGCGUGGGUUUAGGCAACAUCGCGGGUAUGGGACUGCCCAUAGAGAGGCUGCUCAUUGAGGAAUGUAAAAUAACAAAUUUAUUCGGCCCACUCCUCCACAGAUCCACAGUAAGGACGCUUCACAUUGUAGACACGCCGAUAAAGUCGAUAGACGAAUACGCGUUCUUCGGUGUGAAUAGGACCUUACAGGAAAUAUACAUGUACAAUACUAGGAUCGAUGAAUUCCCCAAAAAGGCUUUUAAGAUUCUAGGCAACCUAACAACCCUGUCCAUAGACGGGCACCGUAUGACGUCACUGAGCAAGGAUAUAUUCGCGGGCAGCUUGGCUGCCGGACGGUUGGAGAAGCUGCACUUGGUCAAUGGCUUGCUAUCCGACAUUCCCGUCGAGGCUUUUCAAAAUCUCAAAAAGCUAAAAAAGUUAGACCUCCACGGCAAUCGGUUGGCGACGUUAAAGCGGAAUCAAUUCCGAGGAUUAAGGGAUACAGAAGUAUUAGAUUUAAGUUAUAACAACAUCACAAAAUUAGACGGCAGCCAUAUUGGUGAUCUAUCUAAACUAGGCUGGUGUAAUGCAAGUCACAACCUGCUGCCCGACAUACCCCGGGGUAUGUUCGCAAGAAACACAGUAAUAAAAGUGGUACAUCUGGAUAAUAAUAAAAUUAAGAAAUUAGAUACAAACAGCUUUAAAGGAAUGAGGUUUUUAAGGCGUCUCUACCUCCAAGACAACGAGAUCUCCGAAGUAGGCACAGGCACAUUCACCGCUGUGACCAGGAUAGGCACGGUCGACUUGGCCAGGAAUAAAAUCACCAAAGUCAGCUAUCAGAUGUUCCAGGCUGUCAAAUACGCUGAGUUAAUAAACCUAGCCGAGAACAAAAUAACAUUUAUAGACAAGCAAGCGUUCACGGACCUCUACUUGGCCGUGGUCAACAUAUCCCACAACGAAUUGUCAAACAUCGAACCUGGGGCCUUCCAGAAUUGUAACAACAUGACCCUCUUGGAUCUGAGUCAUAAUAAACUAAAGGAAAUCAAUAAGAAGGCGUUUGAUGAAAACACCUAUGCGUCUGAAUUUCAGGUGUCUUAUAAUGAGUUCACCGAUUUGGGACAGAUACCAAUCCAAAAUAUGACAGGUAUAAGAGUACUAAACGCGUCAUACAACAGUAUUACAACCAUCCCGAAAACUGCUUUUCCCAAACUGUACGAACUUCACACAGUAGACGUAUCACAUAAUAAUCUAUCGGAGAUUUUCAAUGCUGUGUUUCAAAAUCUAUUUUCAUUAAGAUUCCUUAACCUAAGCUACAAUUCCCUAGAACGCAUCAAACCAUCAACAUUCGGUACGAUUCCCACAGUACUAGAGCUGGAUUUAUCGCACAACCGGUUGGUCGACGUGUCGAGAGGCAGCCUGGCUAAGUUGGCCAGUUGUAGACUAUUGGAUGUCAGCUUUAACAACUUGGAUAGAAUAUUCCAGAUCUCCAUUAGUUUGGGAGAGCUAAACUUCGCACAUAACAACCUAAGUGAAAUCAAAAUAAGUACAUGGCCAAGUAUGAACGCGUUGCUCCGACUGAACUUGUCUCACAACAUGUUGGAAGACCGGUUGAACCACGACGCGUUUUCUAGUCUACUGACGCUGCAGUCGCUGGAUUUGUCGGCCAACGGGUUGACUAAACCGCCCUGGGAAGCGUUGAAUACUUUGACUAGUUUACAGUACUUAUAUUUACAGCACAACAACAUGACUUCUCUAUCGAAAUCGGCUUUCGGAAAUCUACCAACGACAUUCAAACUGGAUUUAUCGCACAACCAGUUGAGCGACUUGGGUCAAAAAUCGUUCGACGGGAUGCAGCAGUUGCUAGAUUUGUCGUUGAGAGGGAACAGACUUGCACACAUACAGAAUGAAGUGUUCAAGGGAUUAGUUGCUUUGAGGAGGUUGGAUCUUUCAUACAAUAGUUUGGACAAAAUUGACAACAAAACUAAUGGACUUUUGGACGAUUGUCUCUCACUUGAAAUGGUAAACCUAAGUCAUAAUCAUUUCGGAUUUCUCUCAAGAAAGAUGUUUCCUGCCAACCCUUGGAUACCGUACAGACUGAUGGAAGUAGAUCUGAGUUACAAUGAGAUACCCGUAGUUACAUUUGACAUCACUUUUGGCGCGAAAAAGUUGAAGAAAUUGGACUUAUCUAAUAAUUACAUCAAUGAUAUUAGGAACAAUGUUUUAGGCAAUUUAACAUCACUAGAAGUUUUGGAUUUAUCAAACAACCAAUUAAAAGAUUUAGUUUCAAGAACAUCCGAUACAAAAUUCAACCUACCUGAAAACAUAACAGAGAUAUACUUACAAAACAACACAUUAGAGAAGCUACCAAUAGAGAUUUUGGCUAACGCUAGUCAUUUGAAAGUUCUAGAUCUAAGGAACAACUUGCUGACUAGUUUCUAUCCUCAGUUAGUUAAGAAGAUCCGAGACAAGAACUUGAUGGUGUAUUUCGAGAACAACAAACUAAAAUGUGAUUGCUUCACUCGCCCGCUAAAGCACUAUUUACAUAAAUUACCGGAGUCCAUUUUGAAAAACGAUGAGAAAUACAAAAAUCUAGUCUGUUUCGAACCGCCUUCUUUGGAAGAUGAGAACUUUUUGGAAUUAAAUGAAGAUCGAUUAUUGUGUGCUAGCAAUGUUGAAUUGAAUGACAAAAUAAGGGCGUAUGGCAACACUGAAUUCGAUUUUACUUCGGAACCUGAUGUUUUGUUUAGAGAUAUACAAUAUUCACAAACCGCAAUAUAUGCAUUCUGGUAUGUAUCAACGACGGACGACGUCGCAGACUUUUAUAUAUACGUUCGGGACAAAUCAAAUAACUUACUAUUCAGCCAAGAUAUAGCAUACAACCUCCGUUCGUUAACAAUAAACAUUGAUAAAGAUUUCCAAAAUGCACUCAAAAAUAACCAAAAUGGCGACAAAAUCGAGAUCUGCAUACAAGCGAAAAGCUCCAACAAUUUCGCGCGCAAAUGGUUUGACAGCCAAUGUCAAGCGAUCCAGUCAAAUUUCGAAUCGUGGCCGAAAAAAUUGACAGUUGACAAACGGAGACUGUCAAAAAAGAAAGUCAGAUAUAGCUGGUUUUCAAACAGUGUUUUGGGUUUGGUUAGCGAUUCCAUUCUGAUAACACUCUGCAUAUUUAUAGGGGUCUGUUUUCGGAGAUUAGCCGAUUUGGAGGUUUGAUGGGAUUUUUUUAAUGAAUUUUAGGCGAAAAACUGAUGUGUAAAAAAAAAUAGCCGAUUUUCGGCAAAACCCCGGUUUUUGAUGGGUCUAUUUACUAUUGUAACCCUGAUAGGGUGAGUUAUUAAAACAAAAAAAAAACCAUUUUGAACAAAAAAAAAUUUUUUUUUCUAGGGUUCCGUACUGGAAAACACACGUAAUGGAAAAACGGAACCCAUACACCAGUUUGUUGCCCGUCGUCCAUGGGUUGUUUUCUCGCUUUUUUUAAAAUUCAGAUACAAGUUAGCCCUUGACUGCAAUCUCACCUGGUGGUAAGUGAUGCAGUCUAAGAUGGAAGCGGGCUAACCUGGAAGGGGUAUGGCAGUGUUCAUUAAACCCAUACCCCUUUGGUUUCUACACGGCAUCGUACCGGAACGCUUCAUCGCUUGGCGGCACGGCUUUCGGAAACGGCUUGAGAUAUGAAGUUGAAAUAUAUACUGAAUAUUA